AUGAAGCUCGGUACCUCUAUUGCCCGUGGCUUUCAGCUCAUCUUCAGCGUCAUCGUCCUCGGUCUUUCCAUCACCCUCGCCAGACAACAAUACUAUGGCAGCGUUCCAUCGCAGACCGGCUAUGCUGCUUUUGCAGGAGCUCUUGGUGUUCUCGUUUCUAUCGUCGGUGUCGUUGCUCUAUUCGUUGACAGUUUGAGCGGCGUCAUCAUCUGGGUGCUGGAUGGUGUUGCAGGUGUUGCCCUCUUGGCAGCUGGCAUUGUUUACGCCGUGACUCUGAAGGGCGCCGACUGCUCCAGCCCGGACAACGGCACGACUUGGGAUAACCCUUUGAUCAGUGGUGGAUGCACAGGCAAAGGUGAUGACAAAUUGUGUCACGAUGGAAGUUGGGGCUCCAGCGACAAGUGGUCUACAAUCAAGUCUCGCUGCAAGCGUGCCGAAGCUGAUUGCGCUUUCAUGUUCCUCGCGUUCAUUGCUAGCGUGGCUGUUCUGAUCGCGUCUUUCCUGUCUCGCAACCUGACACCCCCAACAACACCUACCCAGGAGCCCGCGAAUGCCAUAACUUUAACCGAGAUAGCUGUCGAGGAAUUGAGAAGUCGAAAUGUCGUAUCCGAGACCGCUGCCAAGCUCAGCGACGAAUUGUGGGAGGCUAUCCGGCUGGAGGAUUCUCUCGAGGAGGUCGUGAAGAAAAUGACCCAUACUGAAGUGGAGACCAGUCGGCAUUCUGGUGACGGCGGCUUUUCCAAGCUCGUCUUGCGCCGGAACACCAUUCGUGAGGUGGAAAAGUUGCUCAAGGCUCAAGCCUUCGAUGCCUUUUGUGAGCUUUCGGAUGGAGACAAGCUCCUGCUCUGGGAAUUUCAGGGUGAACGGACUCGACGGUCACGUUGA
This is a messenger RNA of Penicillium longicatenatum, 885 nucleotides long. RefSeq names its product MARVEL domain-containing protein. The transcript is spliced from 4 exons. Gene Ontology annotation, cellular component: eisosome; plasma membrane. The record is from RefSeq and is a predicted model, not a curated record. Bases 1 to 885 code for a protein of 294 amino acids. Gene Ontology annotation, biological process: protein localization to plasma membrane; eisosome assembly. NCBI's taxonomy places the organism in Eukaryota, Fungi, Ascomycota, Eurotiomycetes, Eurotiales, Aspergillaceae.